AUGCGUUUGUCACGGGAAAACGAAGACGAUGAUCAAUAUGCAAAACGUACAGAACAAAAUCGAAAACAUAUGGGUAUCUCGCGUCAAAAUGAAGACGAUGAUCAAUAUGAGAAACGUACACAGGAAGAUCGCGAACGAAAACGUGUGUCGCGAGCACAAGAAACAGAACUAGAACACCGAAUGCGAAUAUUGAAUAUGGAACAACGUGCAUGUUGGCCGGCCGCAGUUCCUCGUGAGCUUAUCGUCUUAUUAGGAUGA
Molecule: messenger RNA, 258 nt
Organism: Didymodactylos carnosus
Lineage: Eukaryota; Metazoa; Rotifera; Eurotatoria; Philodinida; Philodinidae
Source: the annotation of a GenBank genome assembly